AUGUCUGACAAAAUGAUUGACUUGGAAGAGACCGCAACCCAGACAGGUCCAAAAGGAGUCAUCAAUGACUGGAGGAGGUUUAAGUUGGAAAGUAUGGACCAGGAAAACUUGCCAGCUGCAAAAAAGGAACUGCUGAGACAAAUGUCAUCCCCAAGCGGACCAAAAGAUGAUGCCAAAGCAAGCAUUAACCGCAAGAUGAGUGUCCAAGAAUAUGAGCUGCUCAAGGAGGAGGAUGAGGGAUGUUUAAAGAAAUAUAGAAAACGAUGCAUGCAGGAGAUGCAUGAUAAACUCAGCUUUGGGCCCAAGUUUGAAGGUGUGCAUGACCUGGACAGUGGUGAGGCCUUCCUAGAAGUCAUCGAGAAGGAGCAUUACAGCACAGUGGUGGUUGUCCACAUCUACAAGAUUGGGGUCAAAGGUUGUGAGGAGAUCAACAACUGCCUGGAUUGCCUUGCCACUGAGUACCCCACUGUAAAGUUCUGCAGGAUUGAUGCUGUCGAAUCCGGUGCUGCCGAGCGGUUCUCUGAUGAGGUUUUGCCUACGCUGCUGGUGUACAAAGCUGGAGACCUACUAGGGAACUUCCUGGCCUGCACGCAGCACCUAACGGAGGAGUUCUUUGCCACUGAUGUGGAGGCCUUCCUCAACAGCUAUGGCCUGCUGCCAGAAAAAGAGUUGGCUGGUAUGGAAGAUGAAGAAGAAAACGAUGUAGAGUAA
This is a messenger RNA of Anoplopoma fimbria (sablefish), 711 nucleotides long. RefSeq names its product phosducin b (gene pdcb). The transcript has 3 exons. The record is from RefSeq and is a predicted model, not a curated record. Gene Ontology annotation, biological process: regulation of G protein-coupled receptor signaling pathway. Lineage: Eukaryota; Metazoa; Chordata; Actinopteri; Perciformes; Anoplopomatidae. The coding region runs from base 1 to 711 and encodes 236 amino acids.